GUAGGAUAACACACUGCCAAAGCUCUGAGAACACAUUCACACACCUACAGAUACACGCAUUCACUGGACUGCACUGGAACUUCUCCACCUGUCUGUCUGCCCUGUCGGACCAGCAGUGUUGGAUAUACAGCAUAUACAUUCUCCUGGAUGGACUAUUAACUUCUGUACCAUGUUGCUUCAUGUCGGCUCAGCAGAAUUUCAAGCUGGGUUAUACCCAACUAAAAUGGAGGAUUUCGAUUGCGACUGUGGCGAGCUUGAGCCACCUGAUCAUUGAGGGUGAAAAAUUACCUUGAAGACUUAAGGCCAGACUCAUUUCAGUUUUGUUUUAAUCAGGUGACAGGAAAAUUUAUACAGAUAGAUAAAUAAAUACAAAAAAAAACAAAUAUAUACAUACACACACAUACACACACAACAGUGCAUUUUGGCACAUUUCAUAUGAAGCUGCUCAGGACCAGUCAUACACUGAAUGUACCUGCACUGUGAGGAUGCAACUACGUGCUUUUAGAGUUUAACAUAGUUCAAGUGCUUUUUAAUUGGCCUCAACAUCCAUUCCAUUGAAGUUUAUAAACACUAGUCUACCAACAACUUUUUUUAAAAAUUUUCUCUCCUUAAUCCAAGAUGGAAAGAAAGUUUGACUACACAAUAGUGUCCCGCAUCUGACAGUGACGUCUAGACAGGGGUCAAGGGGGACUUGGUAGUCAUCUGUACAGGGGUCAGUUAGCUCAGCCGUUGAAGCAGUGGCUGAUAGCUUAUCUAUCACGUUAAUCCUCCUGCUUGUGUUAGCAUUGGACUUUAAUAGGCAAGAGACCAAAUAUUAGAGACAGGAGCUUGGUGUAAAAGCCAAAAUAGUCAUCAUGGCAGAGAAGUUUGAGUCACUGAUGAACAUCCAUGGCUUCGACCUGGGUUCUCGCUACAUGGACUUGAAGCCUCUGGGCUACGGAGGGAACGGACUGGUGUUUUCUGCAGUUGACACCGACUGUGACAAACGUGUAGCCGUGAAGAAAAUUAUCUUGACCGAUCCCCAGAGUGUGAAGCACGCCCUCCGGGAAAUCAAGAUUAUCAGGCGCCUCGACCACGACAACAUAGUCAAGGUGUUUGAGACAUUGGGACCCAACGGUCGUAGGCUAACAGAAGACGUGGUGUCCCUGACAGAGGUCAACUCGGUCUACAUCGUGCAAGAGUACAUGGAGACCGACCUGUGUCAACUGCUGGAGAGGGGCCUUCUGUCUGAGGGCCAUGCCAGGCUCUUUAUGUACCAGCUCCUCAGGGGCCUCAAGUACAUCCACUCCGCCAAUGUGCUGCACCGGGACCUCAAGCCGGCCAACCUCUUUGUCAACACAGAGGACCUGGUACUGAAGAUCGGGGACUUUGGUCUAGCCCGCAUCAUGGACCCCCACUACUCUCACAAGGGUCAUCUCUCUGAAGGUCUGGUCACCAAGUGGUACAGAUCUCCUCGCCUGCUGCUCUCUCCAAAUAACUACACCAAAGCCAUCGACAUGUGGGCCGCCGGCUGCAUCUUCGCUGAGAUGCUCACAGGGAAAACCCUCUUUGCAGGGGCCCACGAACUGGAGCAGAUGCAGCUGAUCCUGGAGUCCAUCCCUGUGCUAAGAGAGGAAGACCGACAGGAGCUCAACAGCGUCAUCCCCGUCUUCAUCCGCAACGACAUGUCCAAGCCUCACACACCGCUGGCCAAGCUGCUGCCUGACGUCAGUCCACAGGCUCUGGAUUUCCUGGAGAAGAUUCUGACCUUCAACCCCAUAGAUCGUUUGACUGCGGAGGAAGCCCUGGCCCACCCCUAUAUGGCUGACUACUCCUUCCCCCUAGACGAACCUGUCUCUCUGCACCCCUUCCAUAUCGAGGACGAAGUAGAUGAUAUCCUGCUCAUGGACCAGAGCCACAGUCACACCUGGGACAGGUAUCAUGAGAGCCAGCUGUCAGAGGCUGACUGGCACUUACACAGCACCCAUGACCCAGAUGAAGUUCAGGUGGACCCGAGGGCCCUCUCCGAUGUAACAGAUGAGGAGGAGGUCCAGGUGGAUCCUCGUAAAUAUGCUGAUGGAGACCGGGAAAAGUUCCUGGAUGAGCCGUCCUUCGACUACUCCACUCUGUUCCCGCCAGAGCGAUCCUGGCAGGACGACCAUCACGAGAACAAAUACUGUGACUUGCAGUGUAGCCACACCUGUAACUACAAGGCCGUGUCCCCCUCCUACCUGGAUAACCUGAUCUGGAGGGACAGUGAGGUCAACCACUACUACGAACCCAAGCUCAUCAUCGAUCUCUCCAACUGGAAGGAGCAGCAGAGCAAGGAAAAGGCUGACCGUAAGGCCAAGAGCAAGUGCGAGAAGAACGGGCUGGUGAAGGCCCAGAUCGCGCUGAAGGAGGCCGAGAUGACCCAGAGUCCGGUGGAGAAGGACCGAGAGCAGGAGAAACAUCAGACACAGCCCCAGAGCCAGCAGAACCAAGGCUUUGACUUUGACUCCUUCAUCGCGAGUACCAUUAAACUGAGCCUGCAGCCGGAGCCCUGUCAGGAGGUGGCCCUGCUAAGCGAGGUGGGCCUCCUGAACGAGCUCAACUCUUCCGUCUCCCAGCUGGAGGCUUCCCGCUCAGGCUCCAUGUCCAAGUCCAUAAGUCAGGAGAAAGAGGAGAAGUGCCUGGUUAACCUCGCCCAGUUAGGUGGCGGAGGAGUGCUGGGAGUCGGCGGCGACAGCGCCUGGCCCGCUCACCCCUGGGAGAGCUUCGGCUCCGGGGAGACUCUCGGCGAGAACGGCUGUUUGAUAGACGAAGCGUGCUGGGACAUUCGCAAAGAGGACCACUUCCAGAAGGAGAGCACUUACACCAGCUACCUGGACCGCCUGUUCAGCCGGAAGGAAGAAGGGGUCGGAGAGACCGUGGCCAGCCCGGAAACGGAGCCCUCGGAGGGGAGGGAGAGAGAGUUGGACGAGAGCUUCCUCGGCAGGAACACAGAGAUUGUGCUCAAUAUGCAGCUGGACUCUCUGGCCCUGCCUGGCUUUGACAGCACCGAUGACUUGCCUCUAAAAUCCAUCCAGGCGUCCCUCACCCCCUGCGCUGUCAAAUGCUCCCCACAGAUCGCCCACAAAACAUACAGCAGCAUCUUCAAGCAUCUUAAUUAAAGAAAUAUAUAUCCUCCCUCACAGUGCAAAAUCUAGGCAGAUUUGUUUUUAUGUUGUUUUUUUAAUAAUAUGGUAUAUUAUUGUACUUGAAUCAUUUCAUACCUUUUUUUAUUACAGUUACUUUUAAUUUUUUUUUUUUGUUUUUGUUUUUUUUAAGAGUUGAGAUGGGUGAUUUAUUAUAUUUAAGGAGUUUUGGUCAUCACUCUGAGCCUUGAUCACCAGGCCUUCAUGGGUUAAUGUCUACGCCCUCAUUGCUAAACUGGCAUGUCACUCACACACUUAAGUACUGUAGACGAACAGAGAGCAGGAGAGAAGUUGCUAGAAGAAAGAUGGACAGGCGGGAAAGGAUUUAAGAGACGUUUGGCUGUAGGGUGCGACAUGAGGAAGGAUGGUAGACGAUAACAUUGCUGUAGGCUUUUAAAGUGCUUUCAAACAGCCUUUCCUGGGACGGGAUACACGAGAAAAAAAAUGGGGAUGGGUUGUCUUGUUUUGUUUUUUUUUUAUUAUUAUUUCUCAAUUAUGACUUUAUAACAUUUUCCCCAAAAGAAAGCUUCCUUUAUAACCCUUUCAUACUGUAAAUCUGACACAUGAUGCCAGCAGCAACCAUUAUCGUAGGCGUUAAUGUAAAUGUGUUAUCUACCUCAAGGUAACAGCCGCGAGAGACACUCGAAGCCGCACUAGUGCUUUACACACAUGACCAUCCUCAUACCAUGAAAUGAAGUGGUCGCGUAGAUGAAAUCUGUCUCACUUUAGCAUUUAACAUAGUAAGGUGUUUCAGUAAUCAUUAUUUAUUUCUAGCAGAUGUGCGAUAUUUAUUUUAUCAAAAUGUGUUAUUUCAAUGUGAUUGUUGAAGAUUGAGGAGUUGGACAGACUUCCAUUUUUCAUUUCGGCACUAUAUGGGCGUGUAAGUGUUCCUUUUUUGUUUUUAUGGUAGGAUGCAAAAUUCAUCUGUUAUGUUCUAAAAGAAGUUGAGGCUUUCCAUUUUCCAUCAAUAUCGUCCUAAUGGAUAUCAUUCUUUUUGUUCUUUUUUUUUUUUUUUUUUUUUUAUUUAUAGGUGCAUUCUGUCUUUAGUGGAAAAACUGCUUUAUGGUUUAAAGAAGCACCUAAAAGUCUUAAUUUUUUAUCUAAAUGUAAUGUAAAAAAAAUUGCGUGCAUGGAGGUAAGAGAAAGGUACAUUAAAAGUAAAGUUAAUGGUGAGUAUAAUGUACGUCAGUUUUAAUUGUACGUUUUUUGUUAAAUUUCUAUGUACUUUUUCCAGGCAAGCAUGAUGAAUUAGGUUAAGGUGUAGCAUGUAGAACACAUAUGAACUUUUUUUUUUUGUAAUCAUUGGUUCCCCUGUUCUACAAAAUAUCUCAAAAUAAAAUUACUGGCAAAGA
Messenger RNA from Thunnus maccoyii (southern bluefin tuna), 4507 nucleotides. RefSeq names its product mitogen-activated protein kinase 6 (gene mapk6). The transcript is spliced from 8 exons. Gene Ontology annotation, biological process: cell surface receptor signaling pathway; protein phosphorylation; intracellular signal transduction. Gene Ontology annotation, cellular component: cytoplasm; nucleus. NCBI's taxonomy places the organism in Eukaryota, Metazoa, Chordata, Actinopteri, Scombriformes, Scombridae. The record is from RefSeq and is a predicted model, not a curated record. Gene Ontology annotation, molecular function: MAP kinase activity; ATP binding. The coding region runs from base 855 to 3131 and encodes 758 amino acids.